AAUAAUAUAAUCACAGAAAUGCUGGACGCCGAGUCUAUCGACCGAAACACGUCAGCACUCCUGGUAAAUACGUUAUUUGUCAACGGAACCUGGAAGUCACAGUUUGACCCGGACGUGAAGUACAGGGGCUCUUUCAAAAACCAAAGAUGGAAUCGUUAAACCGGUUGAUUUUAUGGUUAACGGUGAUUGGUUUGGCUUCGCAUACACAGCAGGCAUGGAGGUUGUGAGACUUCCAUUUAAGAAUAUGAGAUUUGCUUUUACAUUGUCCUACCACGCACAAUCGAGGAUUUUGCACACCUUGAAAACUUAAUAAGCUCUGAAAACUUUGACGACAGUGUUUUCUUUAAGGACCUUUCCUUACCGCUCGUCUCUAUUACAAUGCCGAAAUUCAACGUCACGGCUACUUUGAAACUGAAGAACGCAUUAAAUAACUUGGCCAUGACCGCCGCUUUCUCCAAAGACGCUGACUUUUCUGGGAUAUCAGACGUUGGAAUUGAAAUAUCCGAGGUCAUACAGAAGACGGUCCUGGAAGUUCUGGAGACCGGGACAGUGCCAGGGGCCAUUAGUUCUGAAACCACAGGAAUCACGACUAUACAGGAAGAUCAUAUAUUUGUAGAAGUGGAUCACCCAUUUAUAUUUUACAUUAGAGACGAUGACAGCGGCCUAAUUCUCUUGCAGGGCAAAAUGACUGACCCAACCCAGAAUGAAGUCAACAAUUAA
This is a messenger RNA of Lymnaea stagnalis (great pond snail), 720 nucleotides long. The record is from the annotation of a GenBank genome assembly. Lineage: Eukaryota; Metazoa; Mollusca; Gastropoda; Lymnaeidae.